Messenger RNA from Scylla paramamosain (green mud crab), 531 nucleotides. RefSeq names its product WAS/WASL-interacting protein family member 1-like. The transcript is spliced from 4 exons. The coding region runs from base 1 to 531 and encodes 176 amino acids. The record is from RefSeq and is a predicted model, not a curated record. NCBI's taxonomy places the organism in Eukaryota, Metazoa, Arthropoda, Malacostraca, Decapoda, Portunidae.
AUGAGACUCAAGGUGGAGGUCCCCGGGGGAUGUCAUGCUAAAGUGGCUGGUGACCCGCCCCCCCGCGCCCCCCAGGAGGUGCUGACGGAGGACCCCCUCGCUACCCUGGGGCCACACACCACCCAGGGGAAGGUUACGCAGGUGUAUGCAGUGUCCAGAGUGAACCCGCUGUACGAGGAGGAAGAUGGCGUUGGGGGCGGCGGCGGCGUGGGCGUGGGGGGCGUGGCGGGGGGCGGUGGUGGGGGCGGGGGUGACGGCGCCUCGCUGCGCUCCUCAGGCUACGGCAGCAAGGAGACAGACUCUGACGGGGAGGAGGGGGGCGUGGCGGGGGGCGUGGUGGUGUCCUGCCAGCCUGCCUUUGUGAGUGCCAUCAGCGUGGGGGUGCGCCGCGCCCGCUCCCUCGAGGCCCUGCCGCCCCCCGCCCCACCCUGCCGCUGCGCCAGCCCCCCCUGCACCACGCACCCCAGCCCCCCGUCAGCACCCCGCAGCACUCCGCCGGCACCCCCGAGGUGGGCCCUGACUCCCUGCUGA